AUGGCCGGGACAGCAGGGCGCAUCAAGAGCACCCAACUAUGCCAGACGUGUGCCAAGCUUAAAAACGCCUGCCAAACAUGCGUCCUCGACCUGCAGUACGGACUGCCGGUGGAGGUGCGUGACAAGUUCCUCGCUGAGGAGGACAGGCUGGAAGUACCCGGCAGCGACGCUAACCGCGAGUUCAUGACGCAGGUGCACGAGAAGCAGCUGGCGGAGGGCGGCAACCCCUACAGCAACAAGCCCCUAAACCAGAAGGUGAGCGUAUUCGGGCUGGCAGGGUCGUCGUUGAAGAGUUUUGCGGUGGGGGAUUCGUCGUCGUGCUCGUGGUCGUGA
Ectocarpus sp. CCAP 1310/34 is the source of this 333-nucleotide messenger RNA. The record is from the annotation of a GenBank genome assembly. NCBI's taxonomy places the organism in Eukaryota, Phaeophyceae, Ectocarpales, Ectocarpaceae.